CCUCCCUCCUGCUCAUCAUGCUCGUCCCCGCUCUCCGGUCCUCUGCGCCGCGCAUGGCGCUGCGCGUGCCCGCCAUGCGCGUGCGCAGCAUGGCCUCCAUGCCCCUCACCUCGGCGCCCACGUCGGCCUUCGCAAAGGAGCCCGUGAACGGCAAGUACACCGUCUCCUUCAUCCGCGGCGACGGCAUCGGCAUCGAGAUCAGCGAGGCCGUCGACGAGAUCUACAAGGCGGCAAAGGUGCCCAUCGUGUGGGAGAACGUCAGUGUGGCGCCCUUCAUCAACAAGCAGGGCAAGCAGGUCAUUCCCGACGAGGCCAUCGAGAGCAUCAAGAAGAACACCGUCGCGCUCAAGGGCCCGCUCGCCACGCCCAUCGGCAAGGGCCACGUCUCGCUCAACCUGACGCUGCGCCGCACCUUCUCCCUCUUCGCCAACGUGCGCCCCUGCAAGUCGCUCGAGGGCUACAAGACGCCCUACGACAACGUCGACACGGUGCUCAUUCGCGAGAACACCGAGGGCGAGUACUCGGGCAUCGAGCACGAGGUCAUCGACGGCGUCGUGCAGAGCAUCAAGCUCAUCACCCUCGAGGCCUCCGAGCGCGUCGCGCGCUACGCCUUCCACCACGCCGAGCAGAACGGCCGGAAUCGCGUCACGGCCGUGCACAAGGCCAACAUCAUGAAGAUGUCGGACGGCAUGUUCCUGCACGCCUGUCGCCAGGUGGCCAAGGAGUACCCGCACAUCACCUACGACGAGGACCUGCUGGACCGCGCGUGCCUGCGCAUCGUGCAGGACCCCAGCCCGUACGCCGACCGCGUCAUGGUCAUGCCCAACCUGUACGGUGACAUUCUCUCCGACAUGUGUGCCGGUCUGAUUGGCGGUCUCGGCCUGACGCCCUCGGGCAACAUCGGCAAGGAUGCGUCCAUCUUCGAGGCGGUGCACGGCUCGGGUCCGGACAUUGCCGGGCAGAACAAGGCCAACCCCACGGCGCUGCUGCUCUCGAGCAUCAUGAUGCUGCGCCACAUGCGUCUCUUUGAGCACGCCGACAAGAUCGAGAAGGCCAUCUUCAAGACGAUUGCCAGCGGCGACCGGACGGGCGACCUGGGCGGAAAGCUCGGAACCAAGGAGUUCACGGCUGCCGUGAUCAAGAACCUUUGAAGCGAGAGCAGAAAGCGACGUCGUCGGCCUGCAGACGGCCACGAGGCAGUCGUGCGCGCGCUUGACGGCCGGGACGCGGGCAUGGAGAAGCCGCAGGUGAUGGGGGAUGCAAGGGGCGAGACAUAGAAUUGACCAUCCGCUUGGCCC
Messenger RNA from Tilletiopsis washingtonensis, 1298 nucleotides. Its product is annotated as putative IDH2-isocitrate dehydrogenase subunit 2, mitochondrial. Gene Ontology annotation, molecular function: NAD binding; isocitrate dehydrogenase (NAD+) activity; magnesium ion binding. The transcript has 5 exons. Gene Ontology annotation, cellular component: mitochondrion. Lineage: Eukaryota; Fungi; Basidiomycota; Exobasidiomycetes; Entylomatales. Gene Ontology annotation, biological process: isocitrate metabolic process; tricarboxylic acid cycle. Bases 18 to 1151 code for a protein of 377 amino acids. The record is from RefSeq and is a predicted model, not a curated record.